CUCACAUAAUUGGCAUGAGAGACGGGUGUGACCCAGUGGAGCGGCAACAGGCGCCAGCAUCUGCGUCGUCGUUGGAAUGGCAGCUGUAUGUUUGAAAUGGCGUGACGUCAUUGUGAUGGUGUGGUGGCAGCGUCAUCAAAAGAGGCCUCCUUUUCCGCCCAUUUGGCAGGAAAUUGUCAGUGUUGGUGGCGAGGCAGCUGUUGGAGGGGAAGCUCUGUCUGUGUAUUGGCAGUGGCUGUCUCUGAAUCGCCGAUUGGGCACAUCAAUAGGCGCCGCCAGAACGCAUGCUUUCGCGUGCGCUGGCGAUUUGGGCCCAGACCCUCCAGAUCGUCGAAUGGAUCGUGGUCGGUCCAUUCGUCGUCAUCCUCGUCGUCAAUUGCUUCACAGUCCAUAUCGGAUUCGGAGUCCGAUAUGGCUGCGGCGUCAUGGUGCGUAUUUGCAGUUGGUCGUGGUGAUGGCUGUGUGGAUGCUGCUGGUUGAAUGUGUCCACUGCCCGUUCGAUGCUCCUCCACACGCGUAUACAAAUUCAAAUCCAAACGAUCAACAUCAAUGAAGACGCCACUUUCCUGAUAACUUGACCGCCAUGUGACCGUUGGAAUAGGAAUUUUGUCAAACCUACCUACAUGUGUUUUCGGCGUGAUGAGUACGAUGAUGUGUGUUAAGAGCCAGAUUAGAUGCUCUCCAGGCGAUUUACGCCCAUUCAAUUAUUUUGGUAGGUAAUGCUAUUAUCUACUUUCACAUGAAAUGAAGCCUUACGCCGAAAAUGAAAUACUCUUGUAAGUGGAAUUCCACAUAGAUAUAUUGGAUUUCUAGAAUUGGAAGUAUCCUGCAUGCAUGUGCUCCUAAAGUCAGAUGACCAAUAAAUCUGUAUCUUUCAAAAUGGAUGUUGGGCUCCCCACGCAACAUACCCAACCAUCUAUAUUUGGUACUUAUGUAUGAGCGUAUAGUGAUAUUAAAGCACGAUCCAGUACAAAGUAUAGUUCUGGCUGAUGUUUCCUAUAGCAGAUAUAUAAUUUUGCGGUGAUCCGAUACUGAUUCAA
This is a messenger RNA of Drosophila miranda, 1040 nucleotides long. RefSeq lists its product as uncharacterized. Lineage: Eukaryota; Metazoa; Arthropoda; Insecta; Diptera; Drosophilidae. Bases 77 to 553 code for a protein of 158 amino acids. The transcript is spliced from 2 exons. The record is from RefSeq and is a predicted model, not a curated record.